AUGGCGGUUUGUGCUGGUGCCUACAAUCUCCUUCACAACCACAACCAGUUGAUGUGCGGCGGCAAGCAAAGGGAAUAUUGGAUUAGGGGCCCUCUGUUAGGAGAAGGGAGCUAUGGCCGUGUUUACAAGGCCACUCUCAUUAACUCAUCAUCAUCCUUCAUAGCCGUGAAAACAUCUCUUUCAGAAACACUCCGCAAAGAGUUUGAGAUUUUGGUUCGUCUCUACGACUGCCCUCAUGUGAUCCGGUGCCUCGGCUACCACACCACACAAGAAUAUUACGACGGCCGCUUUUUGGUUUCUAAUAAUCUGCUUUUGGAGUAUGCAUCCGGUGGGACUCUGCUCGACAGGAUUGAGAAAUCGGGAGGCCGAUUGCCCGAAAUGGAAGUGAGGGCCCACACCAAGUCCAUCCUCAGAGGUCUCCGUCACAUUCACGGCCUCGGUUUUGUGCACUGCGAUUUGAAGCCCGAAAAUGUGCUGCUCGUGGCCGAAAACGACGGAAACUUGACGGCCAAAAUAAGUGAUUUUGGGCUUUCGAAAGAGAGGAGGACGGUACCUUAUGUGUGUGGUACGCGUGCGUAUUUGUCGCCUGAGGCCGAGUUGUACGGGACGCAAGAGGAGCCUUCUGAUGUGUGGGCUCUCGGUUGUGUCGUGCUCGAGAUGUUGGUGGGCCCGGAUAAUGCGUGGGGAGGGGCAAAAGAGGAAAUUCUUGCGUUGAUUAUUGGCCGAAAGAUGAUUUCAGAGGAUGCAGGGGAUUUUCUCAAGUGUUGUUUCACGAGUGAUCCGGAUCGAAGGCCCACUGCCGAAUCCCUCUUGCUGCAUUCCUUUGUCGACGACUACGCCAAACAUCUGUUUUCGUCGGCUAACGCAAGUUUGAUGUGCGGCGGAAAGCAAAGGGAAUACGGAGAAGGGGUUGAUUGGAUUAGGGGCCCUCUGUUAGGAGAAGGGAGCUAUGGCCGUGUUUACAAGGCCACUCUCAUUAACUCAUCAUCAUCCUUCAUAGCCGUGAAAACAUCUCUUUCAGAAACACUCCGCAAAGAGUUUGAGAUUUUGGUUCGCCUCUACGACUGCCCUCACGUGAUCCGGUGCCUCGGCUACCACACGACACAAGAAUAUUACGACGGCCGCUUUUUGGUUUCUAAUAAUCUGCUUUUGGAGUAUGCAUCCGGUGGGACUCUGCUCGACAGGAUUGAGAAAUCGGGAGGCCGAUUGCCCGAAAUGGAAGUGAGGGCCCACACAAAGUCCAUCCUGAGAGGUCUCCGUCACAUUCACGGUCUCGGUUUAGUGCACUGUGAUUUGAAGCCCGAAAACGUGCUGCUCGUGGCCGAAAACGACGGAAACUUGACGGCCAAAAUAAGUGAUUUUGGGCUUUCGAAAGAGAGGGGGACGAUACCUUAUGUUUGUGGUACGCGUGCGUAUUUGUCGCCUGAGGCCGAGUUGUACGGGACGCAGGAGGAGCCUUCUGAUGUGUGGGCCCUCGGUUGUGUCGUGCUCGAGAUGUUGGUGGGGCCGGAUAAUGCGUGGGGAGGGGCAAAAGAGGAAAUUCUUGCGUUGAUUAUUGGCCGAAAGAUGAUUUCAGAGGAUGCAGGGGAUUUUCUCAAGUGUUGUUUCACGAGUGAUCCGGAUCGAAGGCCCACUGCCAAAUCCCUCUUGCUGCAUUCCUUUGUUGACGACUACGCCAAACAUCUGUUUUCGUCGGCUAACGCAAGCGUUGAAGAUGCUGAAUAUGGGUUUACUCCGCCUCCACACGCUCUCACUCCUCCGCCCCAGAAACAAACCCAAGCAGAAUCUCAACUCCACGCCCACCAACUGGAACACCACCACACCUUCGUCCUCUCCAACCCCAUUCUCCUCCUCCUCGAGACCAAAUGCCGAUCCAUGCCCCACCUCAUGCAGAUCCACGCCCGCAUGACCGUCGCCGGACUCUCCUCCGACCCGCUCGCCCACAGCCGCCUCGUCGCUUUCUGUGCCCUCUCCCCCACCGGCGAUCUCGAUUACUCCAAAAGACUGUUGAUUUCAACCAUCAACCACAACGCGUUUUCAUGGAACAUUGUCAUUAGAGCCGCCUGCGACGGCCAUAAUCCGGCCGAAACUUUUCUCCUCUACAAACAGAUGUUGGGUGUUGGUAAUUUCGGAUCUAGACCCGAUAACUACACUUACCCUUUACUCUUCAAGACCUGCGCCAGGCUGUUGCUUUUCGAUGUGGGUCGUCAGGUUCUCGUCCAUUGUUCGGUGAAGCAUAGAAACGAGAGGCUUGGCGGUUUUGUGACUUUCGUUAAUGGAGAACGG
Messenger RNA from Striga asiatica, 2286 nucleotides. The record is from the annotation of a GenBank genome assembly. NCBI's taxonomy places the organism in Eukaryota, Viridiplantae, Streptophyta, Magnoliopsida, Lamiales, Orobanchaceae.